Messenger RNA from Erpetoichthys calabaricus (reedfish), 5831 nucleotides. It is a transcript of the gene snapc5, whose product is annotated as small nuclear RNA activating complex, polypeptide 5. The record is from RefSeq and is a predicted model, not a curated record. The coding region runs from base 382 to 657 and encodes 91 amino acids. Gene Ontology annotation, cellular component: nucleus. Gene Ontology annotation, biological process: transcription by RNA polymerase II; transcription initiation at RNA polymerase III promoter. The transcript is spliced from 3 exons. NCBI's taxonomy places the organism in Eukaryota, Metazoa, Chordata, Cladistia, Polypteriformes, Polypteridae.
UUUGGAGCUCGGCCCCAAAAGACUAAGAUGACUUCUACAUACACGUAACGAUUGAAACAUUCAGAUGUAAAUUUCUUGUUUAAAUGGAUAAAACUGUAAGGCAAACAGCACAACUGUAUAUCGGUUUCCAGAAAGCGAAAUACUCGCAAACAACAGAAACAAAUACACGAACAUGACUUUAUACGUGGAAAGUGCGUCACUUCCGUCUUUCAUAUCAAUUUCCGGGUUUGCAUGUGAGAGGCUGCGCUGCCGCUGCACAGUUCACCGCAACAGAGCAGAAGAGGUUGUUUGGUUCUGCUGUCUCCUUUUUCUUAUCGCAACUGGGAUGUGGAUUGCUUCCUUACCAGCUGUCUUCUAAGUUCAUUCCUGCGGCUCCUGAACAUGCUGAGCCGACUGCAGGAGCUGAAGAAGGAAGAGGAGACUUUACUCAAAGUCAAAGCUCUUCUUCAAGACCAGCUGAAUAGGCUGAAGGUGGAAGAACUGGCUCUGCGGUCAAUUAUCAAUGAAGAGAGUGGAUCUUUCUCCCCUACAGAGGCUGCUGCUGAGGUUAGCAUGCAAGUGGACAAUGAAAAUGCAAUCAAUCAGACUGAACUUCAGCUGGACACAGUUGGAGCACAGCAAGAUAUGGAAGAGGAGGAGGAAGAUGAGGAUAACUGACUUUCAGAAUACACUUCAAUUUUAAGGUGGACAUAAAACUGCACUGAUUCCACUUACUUACAGAACUAACCUUGGGAUAUGUCAGUGCUUCUGGACACAGGCCCACCUCUCAUGGUCAAAUAUUACAUUUAAUGUUAAUGCGGCCCAUCUCGAGCCACUGUAAAUCAGAUUUGAAUGACAUGAGUGACUGGUGCAAUCGGAAAGGCUGCUUGAUUUUGAAGUUAAUAUCAAAUAUUGCUUCAUAACCGCUUGGGCUACCCAUCCACUAAUGAAGUAAGAGUGCAGGAAAUGUAAUUGAAAUCCUAUUACUUUUGACAGUCUCAGCAUCAGGAGGUAUUUCUGGGUAAGGCCUUAUACAGUAUAAGUUACUGGUGCCAGAUGGAGCUGGCAUAUUUAAGUAUAAUUAAAUAGAUCUCCAAAGGGUAAGUUUCAUUUUAUCUUUAUUUGCAGGCUUUUGGUCAACUGAAACGAACCCGUCGAAGGGAGCCUACGGUGUUUCCUUGUGCGGCCCAGUCUGUGUAAUUGCUAUAAUCUCUUCUUUCCAGGAUGUAGUGUGGCCCUCUGUAGUUGGGUUCCUGGUAGAGGACCCACCUGUUUAAAAAAAAAAAAAAAAAAAAAAGGGUCAUCAGGCCGCCACCUCUGAAUGUCCAGUAAACAUACAUGGGAAAGGUGAGGGUAGCAAGCAGGGCAUCAAUAAGUUGGUCACCUGAGAUUGCAGUAGAGUCAUUACUAUAGCAGACGCUAAUGAGCUGGCACUUUGACAUGUAUUAGAAAUAAGGCAGGCAGUGUUUUGUGUCUGGGGGAGUCAGAAGUUUGAAAGCAACCUGUGACCCCAUGCAUUAUAGCUUUAACUCCAUUUAGUUUUGGUAGCGUGUGCUGAGGUUUCCCCAUGAAGCCGGUAAACUCACACUGCUCCUAGAAUCCGGGCAGAUGCUAUGCGGUUAAUGCCAAAUCUAGUCAUUAAGUUGGGGAUGUCAUCUUGAAUUUCAGCCUUCUUCCCAGAAAAGCCUGGUCUCUCAAAGAGUUGGAUUCGGGGGGCAGUUUCAUCCUGCAAAGAGGCGGCACAGUUAACAUAGUGAUAGGUCUGGCAGUAUAUAUAAAAUACUCCCUGUGGCCUCACCUGUCUGAUGUUUCGCACAGAAGAUACAGUGUCCACUGGGGAGCACCACUUGUCACAGCUUUGGUAUUCCCCUUGGUCAUACAUGUCCCACAGGUACUGCCGACCCCGGAAGCUCUCAUGCUCAUAGCCAACCCAUCUGUAGGGAGAGUGGGGAAAAAAUCUGAAGUGAGAUGUAAAAUAGCUCAGCCACACCCCGAGUCAUUUUUGAGUUGCCGUGGACCUAGGUAUGAAAUGCAAGCCAAGCUACUCACGCGCCACUCUCCACCUUCACAGAGUUGCAUCUCUCAGGAAAGUCCCUGUCAGCUAGCCGCUGACAAUCUGUGGUCAGAUCUAGCCGGUGUCCAGUGAAGUUACGCUGUUCAUACAGGGUCACCUGCAGCAGAGUGAUAUGACCACUGCUUAUGAUCUCAUUUUUAGAAGUCAGGGGGAGAAUAAAACUAGCCACUUGAAGCCACAGUGGUGCUCCCUAAAGGAUGGUAAGCACUCUCAUUCCAGCCCAUCCUCCUAAUCAAAGCUCAGUAAGUCAGUCUGUAUUUUAUAUAAUGGCAUUCUUAGGGUGUGCCAUCACAAGCAAACUAGCUGAGAAAUUCAAGUUGGUACUCUAGUGGUGCAUUUCAUGAUCACCCAUUUUCAUGAAUAAGAAUUGUGAAUAGCAAGAAUUGGAAAGACACACUUACCCGUCCACUGGCCCCAUAGAAAGCUCGUUGGAGUACUGACCCCAGUUUGCUGCAAAAGACAGAAAGCCAGUGAAAUACUUGAGCCUUUAAAAAAAAAAAAAUGCAGAAAGUGGCUGAUCACAUUUCUAGUCACUCACCCACACAAGUCAGUCCUACAGCACACUUAGUUAUCUAGGUGGACAGCCGAGUGUCCUGCUAUUCAGGCCUGAGAGCUGUAAAUGACUGGCUUUUUCCCCGUUUGGCUCUCCUAUGUUGGUCCACUUGCGCAUCCAGGCUGAUUGGUCAUUUCAGACCCGAGGGAGCAGGUCAUGUUAGCUUAAAUAGAUCAGGUGUGCAAGCCAUCACAUAAACUCAGUAUUGAUAUUCAAAAUGCCCAACCUGGGGAAACGGCUGGAGCAUUAUGCCAAUACAGGUAUGAGACAAAAGCAGGGGCCAGUAGAGGCACGAGCCCUGUCAAAAUACAAUAGAUCUGUCCUGCUUUGUGAAUUAGUGCUUAGAGAGCAUAGAAUUAAGAGGGAGCGGCCUUGUGGGAGGUGGCAUGGACUGAAAAGCUAAAAUCAUUUUAUUGAAAUCACUUGUACUUGGGGAUUCUGUGUGAGCAGAAAUUGGCCACAAGAUUUGGGGAAUGACAUCUCCAAGAUGCCAAACCAUCAGCAGAUGUGGCAGCAUGGGCACUUUGACAUUUAUCAGAUUAAGAUUUGUUUUUGAAAAACUGGGUCAUCUGGUCUACAGACAAUACUGGAAUGCAGAUUCUGGCACCAGCUGUUCUUUUUAACAGUACAUUCAGGUAAAAUGCCCAAGUGACCGGAUAAAGUUGGAAUAAAUACGUAUUUAAUUUGUUUGUCAGAAUAGCAUCUGGCAAUCUAUACAGUGGAUUCAGAAAGUAUUCAGACCCCUUCACUUUCUACACACUUUGGUAAUAUGCAUUCUUCUGCUAAAAUCAUGUAAAUUGUUUUCCUACAUCAAGCAACACUCAAACACCCAGAAUUAAAAACGAAAACGGUCUUUAGAAAAUUUCUACAAAUGCGUUUAAAAUUAAAAACAAAAAACUGAACUAUCACACAGAUGCAUGUUUUCUGAUCUAUUGCUGUGACUCUUGAAAUUUGGUUCAGGCUUAUCUCAUUCCACUGAUCAUCAUUGAGGUGUUCCUACAUCUUGUUUGGAUUCCACUUGUGGUCAACUCCAUUAAUUGCACAUGAUUAGAAAGGACACACACCUGUCUAUAGAAGAUCUACAGUUGAGCAAAAACCAAGUCACGACAUGAAAGGAAUUGCCUGCAGCAAUGUAUGCAGCAUUGCAGGUUCCCAAGAGCACAACGGCAUCCAUUAUUCUUUAAUGGCAGAACUCUAGAGCAACCAUGACUUGGCUCUUACUAGAGCUGGCCAAACUGAGUAAUUAUGAGAGAAGGGCCUUGGUAAGAGUGAUGACCAUGAACUCAAUGGUUAUUCUGUCUGCCCCCCAAAGAACCAGUGUAGAGAUGGGAGAAAGUUCCAUUCCAGAAGAACCACUGCAACAUUCCAUUGAUUCUGGGCUUAGUGACAUAGUGCCCAGACAAAAGCUUCUUUGGUAAAAGACACAUGAGAGCCUACUAGUUGUUUGGAAAAAGGUACCUAAAUGGACUCUUAACUGUUAGAAGCAAGAUUCUCUGGUCUUAUGAAACCAUACUGCAUGUCAUGUCUGAAAGAAACCAGGCACUGCUCAUUACCUGUGUAAUACCAUUUCAGCAGUAAAGCAUGGUGGUGGCAGUAUCGUGUUAUGGGGUUGUAUGUCCGCAGCAGGGAGUGGGUGACUGCACAGAGUUGAGGGAAAGCUGAAUAGACCAAAGUGCAGAGAUAUCCUUAAAGAAAACCUGUUCCAGGCCUCAGACUUCACCUUUCAGUCAAACACUGACCCUAAGAACAAAGCAAAGACAACACAGGAGUGGCAUUCAGACAACUCCAGGAAUAUCCUUGAGUCACCCAGCCCAAAGUUGGACUUGAACCCACUUGAACAUCUCUAGAGAGAUCUGAAACUGGCCGUCCACUGAUGGUAUCCAUCCAGCUUGACAGAGCUAAAGAGGGUCUGCAGAGAAGAAUAUCAGAAAGUCCACAAUUCCAGGUGUAUUAAGUUUGUCAUGUCCUACCCAAGAGGACUCCAAUUUUUUACCACUACCAAAGGUGCUUCAACUGAGUACUAUGGAAAAGAUCUGAAUACUUUUGUCAAUGUGACGCUGUUUAUUUUUAAUGAUGUGGAUAACCCUCCUGACUCAUCUUGGGUAAGCAGUUCCAUCCCGGGACAAAAGGGGGCACUGUUGCUAACAGUACUGUGUCUUUCUGCUUCCACAGCCAGGAGAAAAUGCCCAUUUAAGAUAACUGACUCCGCACCUUCCCACUUGUCUAAUUUUUGACCAUCGCUCAAGACAGAUGGAGCUCCAAACCAAACCUGCAUAACUAUAAGCUGUCAGCAGUUGACCAUUUAUAUUUUGUAGCACAGUUAAAGAUGCUAAGAUUUGCACUGGGUGUGACGAGGAUGGAUAGGAUUAGAAAUGAGUACAUUAGAGGGUCAGCUCAGGUUGGACGGUUGGGAGACAAAGUUAGAGAGGCGAGAUUGCGUUGGUUUAGACAUGUGCAGAGGAGAGAUGCUGAGUGUAUUGGGAGAAAUUAAGGAUAGAGCUGCCAGGCCAGAGGAAAAGAGAAAGGCCUAAGCGGUUUAUGAGAGAGGACAAGCAGGUGAUGAGUGUAACAGAACAAGAUGCAAAGGACAGAAAGAUAUGGAAGAAGAUGAUCCGCUGUGGCAACCUCUAACGGGAUUAGCCGAAAGAAGAAGAAGAAGUAUCACAAUUGUGUACCAUCGUUUAAAAGCUUUUGCUAUUAUUAAACAGGGUGACCCAGCUGCUGCACCAACAUUUCUCGAGACCAACUGUCGUACCUCUCACAACAACACUGAAUUUGCAAAAAUAUUUAAAAUUGUGAUUUUUGCUUUGUUUUCUGUGGGCUUGAGUGUUGCUUGGUGAGGAGAAAAUGAAUGUAAAUGCUUUUAUCACAAGGAAGCAACAAAAUGUGUAAAAAGUCAAAGAGUCUUAAUACGUGUUGAGUCAGUCCACCGUAAGCAGAACAAUAACAAAAUUGAUACUCAUUUGUCACAAGUAAUAGAGUGAAAUGUAAUUUUUUGUAUUGUAGUGUGAGAAAACAGUGGGUAGCAUUGCCAGCUGCCAAUCUGUGGAACUUGGGUUACAAGGACGCCUUUGGAAGCAGCUCCUGAGUGCUUUGAGCCAAAGUGAAAUCCGAGGGUGUCUUUGUAAACCAGACGUUGUAUGUUUGACUGGCAAUUCCAUAAGUGAAUGUUUGGACUGGACCUUCCAUUUCCUUAUUAAAGGAAGCAACUGUUUAAAAGUGAAG